AUGUCUUCUAUGGAAAAGGACCGCGUCGACACAGACGACCAGACCAUGUCCAGCGAGGAAGCCCCUCGACGAGAGCGCCGCAGCAAGAAGAAGAGCAGCAAGUCUCGCCGUCAAGGCACUCAGCAGCAGCAGCAACAAGGAGGUGGUGGCUCAGGACCUCUUGACCAACUCCCUCUCGCUGGCGACCUCGGCAACACAGUCGGCGGCGUCACAGAUGGCGUGAGCAACACCCUGGGCGGCGUCACGGGAGGCCUUGGAGGUCUCACAGGCGGCCAGCAGCAGGGUGGCGGCGGUGGUGAUGCCGGCAAGGACACUCUUCGACUUCGCCUAGAUCUCAAUCUCGACAUUGAGAUUCAACUCAAGGCUCGUAUUCACGGUGAUCUCGAGCUCUCUCUACUGUAUGUGUACUCUGUUCCUUCUCGUCCCUACUCUCUCUCUUCCCCCUCCAAUCUGUGGCCGUUGUAUCUUACUUGGCUUGCAAAUCUCCAGAACGGGAUAAAAAUCGCCGCGAUGAAAUUCCUUGAUGCAGAGGCUAAUAAUUGCUUUGCGCUGUGCAGAAACUAA
This is a messenger RNA of Fusarium pseudograminearum CS3096, 564 nucleotides long. RefSeq lists its product as uncharacterized. Lineage: Eukaryota; Fungi; Ascomycota; Sordariomycetes; Hypocreales; Nectriaceae. The transcript has a single exon. Bases 1 to 564 code for a protein of 187 amino acids. The record is from RefSeq and is a predicted model, not a curated record.